AUGGUUACUGAGAAAGAGGGGAGCAGGACCAAAUUAGAUCCUUCUAAAGGAGUUGGAAAUGGUACUCCCUUUCUUCACGAGCCCAUUGUUGCCAUGCAAACUUUCUUUAGUGUGGUUCCCAAUGAUGAGCUAAGUGGGUUAGUGACAACCCCCUUUAACUACAAAGUCACUCAGUCCACCUCCUAUAUCAAAGCCCUUAAUGCCGAAGGGCAAGAACUAUUCAAACAUUGCAAAAAUCAGGUUUUGGAAUUGACCACCUGCAAAGAAAGUUUUGGAACCCUUCAUCAUGAGGCCACAAACCAUGCUCUUUCUGAAGGGGUGAAAGCUAUGACAGAAGUGAAGUGGUUGAAGGUCAACCAUGAAAAGGCUUUGAAGGCUCAGCUCGACCUGAAUAAUGCUCUAAAGGCCAAGGAUGAUGAAAUAAAGAAGCUUACAUGGGAGCCCGCUAAUAGCUUUAUUGAUGGUUUCAAAAUUUUCAGGGUCAAGUCAAGAAACUAUUGCUUGAGAUGGAGUCCCUUUGGGUUUUAG
This is a messenger RNA of Ilex paraguariensis (yerba mate), 528 nucleotides long. NCBI's taxonomy places the organism in Eukaryota, Viridiplantae, Streptophyta, Magnoliopsida, Aquifoliales, Aquifoliaceae. The record is from the annotation of a GenBank genome assembly.